Messenger RNA from Mobula hypostoma (lesser devil ray), 721 nucleotides. RefSeq names its product alpha-2,8-sialyltransferase 8F-like. The coding region runs from base 145 to 645 and encodes 166 amino acids. The record is from RefSeq and is a predicted model, not a curated record. The transcript has 7 exons. Gene Ontology annotation, biological process: N-glycan processing; oligosaccharide metabolic process. Lineage: Eukaryota; Metazoa; Chordata; Chondrichthyes; Myliobatiformes; Myliobatidae. Gene Ontology annotation, molecular function: alpha-N-acetylneuraminate alpha-2,8-sialyltransferase activity.
UUGAAGGCCUUGUAUUUCUUUGUGGUAAUAUUUUCUUUAUUUUUCUUAUGCCUCAUCUCCUGGACGGAAAGAGACCUGAUAUAUAAUUUCAGAAUCAAGAAACAGCAAAGGAAGAAUCAGCAGGAAUUAAAUUCACCAGAAUGUAUGGAAAUGGCCAGUAUGCUCACACUUAAACCCAAAAGGUUUUCUGAGAAUAACUUUAUUGAACUGUUCAAGGCACUUCAGGAAUGUAAAUGGAUACAGAACACAGAAGAGCUCAAGAACUUGAGGUCACAGCUGCAGAAAUGCUGCAAUGCAAGUCAAAAUUUUAUUGUCACUCAGGACAAUUCACCAUUGGGAACAAAUAUCAGUUAUAGUGCAGAACCUCGAAGAAUUUUUAAAAUUACAGAAGAUAUUGUCAAUCUACUUCCUAAGACAGUACCAUUUAAAAAACUUAAACGCUGCUCCGUUGUUGGAAAUGCUGGAAUUUUAGCAAACAGCAGCUGUGGAACUGAAAUAGAUCAGGCUGCCUUUGUGUUCAGGUGUAACCUGCCCCCUCUCAUUGAUUACAGGCAGGAUGUGGGAACUAAAACAACUAUCGUGACAUCCAAUCCAACCAUCAUCAAAGACAGGAUUUUGGAACAAAACAGCAGGCAGUGUUUUUAAAUCCUUCAUAUAUUAACUACAUCACUAAAUUCUGGAAAGGUGAAGGUGUGAAUGAGAUUCGACUUUCUAGUGGUUU